This is a messenger RNA of Larimichthys crocea (large yellow croaker), 5351 nucleotides long. It is a transcript of the gene arhgap1, whose product is annotated as Rho GTPase activating protein 1. The transcript is spliced from 13 exons. Gene Ontology annotation, molecular function: GTPase activator activity. The record is from RefSeq and is a predicted model, not a curated record. Gene Ontology annotation, biological process: small GTPase-mediated signal transduction; negative regulation of endocytic recycling. Bases 276 to 1568 code for a protein of 430 amino acids. Gene Ontology annotation, cellular component: cytoplasm. NCBI's taxonomy places the organism in Eukaryota, Metazoa, Chordata, Actinopteri, Sciaenidae.
AAACCGGAAGAGGUGUCGACGCAGUUGUUGUCUCUGUUCAGGUCCACGGCGACUACAGACGCCACAAAGCCCGUCGGGUGAGCACAAAGCGACCGUCCAGCUCCCGGUAAAUAAACUCUUCGGUCUAACGCUGCUUUACAUGAAGGACUCUGGUUGCUAUUCUGUGGAAGUAGCAACUCUGUGUGUGUGUGUGGGUGGGUGUAUCUGAGACAUCACUGUGCAGUGUAUGUGUGUAUGUGAGUGGGUGCGUAUAGCGCCGUUCUGCAUUGGCUGUGAUGUCUUCAGAGCUGCUGGUAGAUUUGGGUGAAGACCCUGCAACCGCACAGUUGGGACAGCUGAAGUUGGCCACAAUAGAGGACCAGCAGUGGCCCGCUGAUGAGUCCACUCUCAGCAAGUCAGAGACGGACAUCUCCCAGCGCUUUGAUGCUGGCUCUCCCCACCUGCCCUGGGAUCAUCCCUACUAUGACAUCGCCCGACAUCAAAUCAUUGAAGUGGCAGGUGAUGACAACUUUGGCAGGAAGGUCAUAGUGUUUAAUGCCUGCAGGAUGCCUCCACAGCACCAGCUGGAUCAUCACAAGCUGCUCAUGUAUCUUAAAGGAACUCUGGAUCAGUAUGUUGAAAGUGACUACACUCUUAUCUACUUCCACCACGGCCUGACCAGUGAAAACAAGCCAUCGCUUGGCUGGCUACGAGAUGCAUACAGGGAGUUUGACAGAAAGUAUAAGAAGAACAUCAAGGCUCUGUACAUCGUCCAUCCCACCAUGUUCAUCAAGACUCUGCUGAUCCUCUUCAAACCAAUCAUCAGUUUUAAGUUUGGCAGGAAGAUCAACUAUGUGAGCUAUCUGAGUGAGCUGGAGGACGUGGUGAAGUGUGAGCAGCUGCUCAUUCCUGCCCGUGUCAAAGAGUAUGACAACAAGUUGAGAGCAUCUAUGAAGCCGACUGCCCAGCCACCCAUGUCUCCUCCUCGCAGCCCUCCUCUCCCCAACCAGGUGUUUGGGGUGCCGCUCUCAUUACUCAGACAGAGGAGUUCUGAUGAUGACAGCGUUCCCGUGGUGAUGAGGGACACCAUCAGCUUCCUUUCAGAGCAAGGUUUGGAGAUUGAAGGGAUCUUCAGACGGUCUGCCAAUGUGACUCUGGUAAAGGAGGUCCAGCUCAAAUACAACUCGGGCGUGCCUGUGAAUUUCAGCGCGAUGGAAGACGUCCACCUGGCUGCUGUGAUUCUGAAGACGUUCCUGAGGGAGCUCCCUGAACCUCUGUUGACCUACCAGCUCUACAAUGACAUCGUCAAUUUUGCCUCUGUGUCCAGUGACAGCCAGGUGACUGUUAUGAAGACGCUGGUGGAGUCGCUGCCAGAGGAGAACUAUGCAUCACUGCGGUACCUCAUCACAUUUCUGGCUCAGGUAUCAGCCAACAGUGAAGUGAAUAAGAUGACCAACAGUAACCUGGCCGUAGUGUUUGGUCCUAACCUGCUCUGGGGACGGGACAACGCCAUGUCUCUCAGCGCCAUUGGGCCAAUCAACAACUUCACCAGAACCCUGCUGGACCAGCAGCAUCUGGUGUUUACCUAAAUCCCUCCCCCUUCCCCUUCCCCUUCCCCGUAGUCUCUCUUCCAGUCAGAAACUCCACUGACCCCCCCACCCCUUCCUCUACAGCAUUUACUCUUUAGCUCACCCCUGCUCCUGACCAAUCAGGAGCUUCAUCAGGGUACUUCUCUACCAACAGCACUUAGACAUGCCAACUUCAUCUGCUUUUCCAUUUAAACCUCUUACACGUGGACCAAUUACAUUUCACUUUGUCUCACAACCCAGUCCUAACUGCAUGUGUUUCUACCUGUAUUUCUGUGUGUCUCAGGCCCUGCCUGAACACAGUCUGCUUAUCAUCUUUUAUCUCUAUAUGGAGAUUAAUAGCAGUUCAUAGACGUCCCCAGUCUCUCUCUGUAUAUCUGUGCUGUGCUGUUGUCAGUCUGUCUCUCUGCUGUUUUCUAUAUAGUGCCAAAAAACAUAAAAACUGGCCCCCGGCUUUCACAGAAAGACACACGCACAGAGAAGGGCGAUAGUACUAUAUAAUAUUCUAAUUCUAAUAAUAACUGAAGCAGUGCAGUAACCAAAUGUCCCCCGUAUGAAUUAUAAUCCCAAACUAAAGAGCGGAGAGGAGGUGUGAGUCCGCAUCUCCAUGAAAGUCUCAGGUUAACUUACAAGCGGUGAACUUGGUACCAGAUGUUGACAAUCUCUGAAAUGCUGUAAUUAAAGUAAGCAGUAGAACAGGAGCUGUGUGACUCUACCAGCAGAUCAUUACGUGUUAGAACCCAAACACAGCUGUGCAUGUGGGUGCUGGACCUGGACUCACAGCCCUGUAAUAUACUGUGUUAUACCCAUAUAGUGUAUGUAUGAUUCUCUCCUAACCAUAUUUGUCCUUUUAAUAUUGUAUUAGUUAAGCUCCAGAUGUUUCCCCCUGUCACUACAUUAGCACUGACUAAACUCUGUUGUCAUUGAGUAACUGUGAUUUUGUCUCAUCGUAGCUCAUCAAAGUAGCUGUUUGUUUUUUUUGUUAAUGGUACGGAGUACACAGCUGACACAGCGCCAUACAGUGAAGUCUCAAAUAGAAAACACAGCAGCUGCAGAAACUCUUCAGCAUGUUCUUCAAUAGUGGCCCGGGCCUUUAUUUACCUCAGUGGUCAGAGAACCAGCUCUUGAUUUGAAUUUCCCCUGCUCCCACUUAAAGCCAACUCAGCACCUGCUCCGUGUUUACCUGUUGUCUCCAUGAAUUCAGUAUAAUGUCCAUUUUCACAGCACUCUACUGCUCUUUUCUUUUUCACAGUAAAAGUCUUCCCGUGUUUUUUCUGGAUUGGUAGAUUUUAAAUGUGAAACGUUUGUAGGAAGCGUUGAGGUUCAUUGACAGCAGCUCCAAAGUGGAAAGACUUGUAGCUGUCACUUUUCACAGCUGCAUUUUAAUGUCAAUUGUGACACAUUUUUAAAAACUCGUCCAUAGAUCUUCAGUGUACUUAGUAUGACACAUCACAUGUAACAUUCAGUGUACAUGUUACUGGCUUCGACCCCUACAUGUGGGUAUAACAUGCUAACUUGCUAACAAAGGUAAUUUCGUUUCACUCUGCAGUUUGUCACCAGUCACAUUAUUAAUGAAAUAACCACUCAGUUCAUUUAUUAAUAGAUAUCGCAUGAGCUCCUAUCAAUAUUAGCUGCUGUCAUAGCUGCCAAAGGAAAUGAGAGCAUCCAAUAGGCUUUAUAGUAGAAGGACCUCAGACUGUACCACAUAGAGUAAAUUACAGGGGGUAUCAUUGUUUCAGGGAAUAGUUUUUUUAAAGUACCCCAAACAGUUUAUUUUUUGACACAGAGAUAUUAUUUGAGUUGAAUAUGAACUAAGUUUGUGUGUAGGAGAAAGCUCCUGGGCUAAAGUCAGGGUUGAGGUCUAGCCUUUGUUUUUCUGUUGACCGAUGGAUGUUCUUUUGAGAAGUUUUACAAGUUUUUCAGUUUUUUUUAUUUUUGUAUAUAGAUUUUUUUUUUUUUUUGCAUGGUGUGAACUACAAACACAACAGUCUGGCCUCUGUGCGCUCUCCCUCCACCAUGAGGCCAAUCCUUUUCAGGAGGAAACAAGUCUUUUUUUAUUUAUUUGGAUUCCUCUCCCAUAUAGCACGAAGUAUCCCUUUUAAGAGAAGUUCAAGUAUUGAUACUGUUGUUAUGUGACUUGUAUUUAUCUUCUUUUUUUUUUUUAAUCUACUUAGACCACUAAUGGAGUUUGUCCAAGUUGUAUGGCAGUUUCUGGUGCCUGCCGUGUCUUCAUCACGCAGGGUCCUCUGGUCUUUUAGUGAAGGAUCAUCCACAACAAGCUGUGCAGUUAUCAGAUCCAGGAUCAGAGCCAGGUCCUUUAAUCUGCCUUAGUUACCAGCUGACAGCGGUGUGGACUUGACAAAAUCAGAAAAAGACUCUAAUUGGACUUAUGACUCAGGCUGUAGCCUUUUGUCUUGGAAUGAACCCAACGAUCAUGAAACAGUGCCGGUCAGUCAGCUUGGACUUGACUUGAGAUUUGUUGCUUUGCACUUAAGACUUUAAAAACCAAGACUUGGGACUUACUUGUGACUUUCAAAACAUUGUUUUUGUCCCACCUCUGUUUAUUGUGUGCAUUAACAGCAUGCUCGUGUAGCUUAAGGCUCACAGCUGGAGGUUUAAGACCCUGGAGGGGUCGUAAGAUGACGUGUAGCAUAGGUGGAUAAGAAGAAGACAAAACAUUACUGCUAUCCAAAAUUAUGUUAAUUAUUUUUUGGCACCAGUGUCUAAAGGUACAGCUUUCUGGGCAGUAAGUAGUCCAGUGCUGGUGGAGGGUUUUCUGACAUUGUUGUUGAAGCUUCAUGUAGCUACGCUGUCUAUUCACACUAACAUCAUCCUGGACCAAGGUUGUAAUUUGGCUAAAAGAGAAGAGCUGUGUCUGAUUGUUCUUUUCAUUUAGUUCACUCGUUAUGUCAUGUUUUGUCAUUUCCAGGCCAAAUAGUAUUUCUGCAGUUAUCGUUGCCUGUACUCUGUGGUGCGUCUUCAAGCUUUAUUUUGGUCUUCAUUAAGUUCCCAAAGCCUUAAUUUAAAGAACUUUUUUUUUUCCAAAUUUCUUGCUACCUGUCUCCAAAUUAAUCUCAUCUAAAGCAUUCCAUUCUCUGUAAAACAUGGAGUUUAGCAGCUCAGUGUACUUUUGACUGACCGUCAUGAUGUGUUCUGUAUGACUUUGGUAAUCACAGGAACAAAAAAAAAAAAAAAGGAGUUCCCUGUCCGACCUCUGUGACCCCGAUCACUCGUGUCUCUUUAAGUCAUGCAGUCUCUCCUGGCCAAAAGAUGCUGUUGAAUCUUGACUUUUGUCAAUGGCCAAAACAUUAGCAGUAGGUAAAUAUAAGUGUUGUAAUGUUGCUAUGAUUCUUAAUAUGAUGUGACUGAAACGUACCAAAAGGUCAAAUUUAGUUUGACUGAUGAUGAAAGCAAAAAAAAAAAAUCUCAGAUGUUUACCUGUUGUAACUCCCAGUCAUACCAAUGCCAUGGGGAUUGGCAUGCUAUUGGUGUAUACUGUAUAUGGGUGUGUGUGUGUGUGUGUGUGUGUGUGUGUGUGUGUGUGUGUGUGUGUGUGUGUGUGUGUUAACUCAGCUGGACCCAGCACAUUUGAACUGUUGGGCUUUAAAUAUAUAGUUAAAACAUUUAAAAACUAGGGCUCAUGUCAGUUGAGAUUUGUGUGAUAUAUGAGUGAGAGUGUGUGUGUAUUAUUGCUGUCAGGUGAAAACAUGAUAUAAUUUUGGUGUGUUUUCUUUCAGUUGACAGAGUUGUACAACCGUUCUCUGACAACAUAUUCAAAACCUUGUU